AUGUCAUUGACUAUAGCCAAUUGGACUCCAACAACUACAGCUACUUCAACUACCUUAUCAAGCAUUGCUAUAAGCUAUGCCCCGGCUUUACUGACAAGUUUAUCUGAAGCGGUGAACAGUUUGACUUCAACUACACUCAAUCGGAAAGACUACAUAUUGGCCACACGUGCAAUCCGUGGGGCACAAGCGUCAUUAACCAUCAUCCUGGCUGAACAAGUGUUGGCUACUGCUACAGAUGCUUCAGUUCAAGCUAAAGCAACUCAAGCAAUUUGGGAUGCCACGGAAAAUCUAAACGCUCUAUUCUGGGAAGAAAACAUUUAUAAUAUCCCCAGUUUAAAUCGUCCAGCUAACAUUUUAUUUUUGGUAUUAUUCUCAAUUACUUUUGGGUACACUUUAUUUAUGCUAAUUAAGUCCCGUUACCAUUGGUACAAUGUUGCUUUCACUUGUGGUUUAGCUCUUGAGUUCUUAGGAUUCCUUGGUCGGGUUCUUUCAUUCAGAAAUAUGACUGGUGAUAAUUUCUUUCUACUUCAACUUAUUUCAUUAACCAUUGCACCAGCAUUUCUCAUGGGUGGGAUCUACUUUCUCUUUGGUCAAUUGGUGGUUGUCCACGGAAGAAAAUAUUCCUGGCUUAAACCAUUACACUAUUCAUACAUCUUUAUUGGAUGUGAUGUUUUGUCGUUGGUUAUCCAAGCUGCAGGUGGGGCUCAGGCUAGUAUUGCUUCUCAGACUUAUGAAAAUGCUCAUCCUGGAACAUAUACUAUGAUUGCUGGUAUUGCCUUUCAAGUGUUUGCAAUGUCUUUAUUCUUGAUCCUUUGGUUUAUGUUUUGGUAUAAUGUGUACUUUAAAUUCUCGGAUCUUCCUCCUGAGAAAAAUGAAGAGCUGUCUAUUUUUCAAAAGAAAUCGUUCCCAAAUUAUAUAAAAUUACUAUUCAAUGGGUCCAAAGCAAAUGAAUAUAAGAAAAACCAGUUGGAACAUAACUUUAAUCCAAAAUACAAAUCGAUCAGACAAAGACCGCUUUAUAACUACUAUGCAUUAGCGAUCUCAAUAGCUGUGAUUGCAAUCUACAUUAGAUGUGUCUAUAGAGUUGUUGAAUUGGCCCAAGGAUUCAGUGGUUACUUAAUAACUCAUGAAGCAUUUGUUAUGACGUUGGAUGCAACUAUGAUUGCCAUUUCUGCCUUGAUUUUCAUGCCAUUCCAUCCACAAAUUGUCAUGGGUUCAAGUAAUGUGAUUAGAUUGAAGUCGAUUACCAAAAAUCAUGAUGAGAAAGAUGGUGAGGAAGGUGAUGAAGAAAUUACUUAUACCGUUGCUGAUGCUGAACAGGAAGAUAAAUCAGCGGUUGACAGUUUCCAACGAGAAGUUGAUUCUGAGUCAGUCUAG
Molecule: messenger RNA, 1377 nt
Organism: Spathaspora passalidarum NRRL Y-27907
Lineage: Eukaryota; Fungi; Ascomycota; Pichiomycetes; Serinales; Debaryomycetaceae
Product: RTA1 domain-containing protein
Exons: 1
Coding region: 1-1377 (458 amino acids)
Cellular component (GO): fungal-type vacuole; plasma membrane
Source: RefSeq, a predicted model, not a curated record